CGAGCCGCACCCGCCGCGGACGGAGCCCAUGCGACGGGCGAGCCAAGUGCCCCGACCCCGGCCCCCGCCGCCGCCCCCGCCCCGGCCCCGGCCCCGGCCCCGGGGGCAGUCGUGCCAGUGAGCGGUGGGACAGGUGACCUCUGCGGUGCCUCGUACUGUGGUCCUUUGAGGAGCGAUGACGGAGUAUAAGCUCGUAGUGGUGGGCGCUGGAGGCGUGGGGAAGAGCGCCCUGACCAUCCAGCUCAUCCAAAACCACUUUGUGGACGAGUACGACCCCACCAUAGAGGACUCCUACCGGAAGCAAGUGGUCAUCGAUGGGGAGACCUGCCUGCUGGACAUCCUGGACACGGCGGGCCAGGAGGAGUACAGCGCCAUGCGGGACCAGUACAUGCGCACUGGGGAGGGCUUCCUUUGUGUGUUUGCCAUCAACAAUGCCAAGUCCUUUGAGGACAUCCACCAGUACAGGGAGCAGAUCAAAAGGGUGAAGGACUCGGACGAUGUGCCCAUGGUGCUGGUGGGGAACAAGUGUGACCUGGCCGCGCGCACCGUGGAGUCUCGGCAGGCCCAGGACCUCGUCCGCAGCUACGGCAUCCCCUACAUCGAGACGUCAGCAAAGACGCGCCAGCCGCUCUGGCUCUGGCUCCAGCUCCGGGACCCUCUGGGACCCUCCGGGACCCCCGUGACCCAGCAGCCCCUCUCGCUGGCGUGGAGGAUGCCUUCUACACGCUGGUGCGCGAGAUCCGGCAGCACAAGGCGCGCAAGCUGAGCCCGCCUGACGAGGGUGGCCCAGGCUGCCUCAGCUGCAGGUGCCUGCUCUCCUGACAGCGACGUGGGUGCGGGGUGUGGAGGUGCUGGAUGAGACAUGGGCUAAGGAUGCAGGGAAGGAAGGAAGUGCCGCCAGAGCCUGGCCAGCCCAGGUCGGUGGACAGAGUGACCGCGGGCCUCCCGGGACGCUUUGCACAGACUGUCAUGAACUGACGCCGGCGGCCCCCAGUUGUCACUCUCCUCCAGCCCCGUCCUGGCCCAGUGGGUACAGGCUGAGUUGCAGUAAAUUAUUUCAUGUCUUGA
Molecule: messenger RNA, 1068 nt
Organism: Kogia breviceps (pygmy sperm whale)
Lineage: Eukaryota; Metazoa; Chordata; Mammalia; Artiodactyla; Physeteridae
Source: RefSeq, a predicted model, not a curated record